CGCCCAGAGGCGACGGAUCUUCGCAGACAUGGUGGGGCCGCGACUGGUGUCUGUAUGGGUGUUGCCAUUAAUCCUGCGGGCCGGCGCAAGUGCAGAUGCUGCGGGUGGGUUAAUAUGCGUGGCUCUGGGGAGGAGGGUGACUCACUCUGACUCUUGUCCAGGCCAGAGCCUGUCGUUUGAAUUCCCCAAACCGGACAGGGUCACACCCAUGGAGGAAGCGAAAGGUGAAAUCUGUCUGCUAAUGUGAAGUAAGAUGUCGGUUUUCGCUUUGCUUCAUACAUGGAUAAUUACAUGGUGCUGCAGAAAGAGCCUGCAGGAGCUGUGAUCUGGGGCUAUGGCAUAUCUGGAGCCACAGUGACAGUGACUCUGUGCCAAGAUCAGGAAACCAUCAUGAAGAAAGUGACCAGUGUGAAAGCACACUCUAAUAGCUGGAUGGUGGUACUGGACCCCAUGAAGCCUGGUGGGCCUUAUGAAGUGAUGGCACAACAGACUUUGGGGAGAACAAACAUCACCCUGAGAGUUCAUGAUGUCCUGUUUGGAGACGUCUGGCUUUGCAGUGGGCAAAGUAACAUGCAGAUGACAGUUUCACAGAUAUUCAAUGCUACAAGGGAGCUGUCCAACACUGCUGCCUAUCAGUCUGUCCGCAUUCUCUCUGUGUCCCUUGUCCAGGCAGAGCAGGAGCUGGAGGACCUCAGUGGCGUUGACUUGCCGUGGUCUAAGCCCACCUCGGAAAAUUUAGGCCAUGGAAGUUUCACCUACAUGUCAGCGGUGUGUUGGCUUUUUGGGCGCUACCUGUAUGACACCGUGCGGUACCCCAUUGGGCUGAUCUCCUCCUCGUGGGGUGGGACACCCAUUGAAGCCUGGUCCUCUGGAAGGUCUCUGAAAGCCUGUGGGGUGCCUAGGCACGGGUUCAUUCCAUCUGAUUCUGUAACGGGUCCCAGUGAGUACUCUGUUCUCUGGAAUGCCAUGAUCCACCCACUACAUAAUAUGACUCUGAAAGGGGUGAUAUGGUACCAGGGGGAGGCUAAUGCAAAUUUUAACAGAGACCUGUACAAUUGCACAUUCCCUGCACUCAUUGAAGACUGGCGCCAAACCUUCCACCGAGGCUCCCAGGGGCAGACGGAGCACUUCUUCCCAUUUGGAUUUGUCCAGUUAUCUUCAUAUUUGUCUGGUGCAACUUCAGACGAUCAAUUUCCCCAGAUCCGGUGGCAUCAAACAGCAGACUUUGGCAAUGUCCCCAACCUCAGGAUGCCCAAUACUUUCAUGGCUGUAGCUAUGGAUCUUGGUGAUAGGAACUCGCCUUUUGGCAGCAUCCACCCUCGUGAUAAGCAGACUGUGGCCUAUCGGCUGCACUUAGGGGCCCGUGCUGUGGCUUAUGGUGAGAAGUUGAUCUUCCAAGGACCAUUGCCUGAGAAGAUCGAACUCUUGGCUGACAAGGGGCUGCUCAACCUCACAUAUUCCCAGCAAGUCCAGGUGCAGAGGCAGGACGACAAGAUAUUUGAGGUCUCAUGCUGCAGCGACCAUGAGUGCAAGUGGCUUCCAGCUCCCAUGAGCAUUUCCUCCACUCAGACCCUGGCCCUGAAUAUCCGUUCUUGUCGUGGUGCUCUGGGUGCUGUUCGCUACGCCUGGACCACGUGGCCUUGUGAAUACAAAGAGUGUCCCCUCUACCACCCCAGCAGCACCCUGCCGGCACCUCCCUUCACUGCUCUCACUACAAACCGCAUCCCUGGUUAGCACAGCAAGUUGCUAAGUGACUUAGUUGCAGUAUGAUCAGAUUUUAAGACACAAGAGUGGAUCCUUUAGCUUUGGGCAUUUAGGAGUUUAACCUCUGUGACAACUAUUGCUUUUAAAGUAAAUUAACAGAAAAGCCUCAUUGGACAGCUCCCAGGAACAUUUGGCUGUUUCUAUAUUCUGAUGGGCCAGGGCUGGUGGGCAAACAGCAUACUUGCCUUUUGUCCCCUAGUUAGUCCAGGUGUCUGUAUUGGACUAAUUCCUAAGUACAAACUGAACCUCAGUGCCCUUCACUUCCCCUGUUGUCAGGAGUUCAAUGUCUAACACUUUUGUCUCCUUAUAUCCAGAAUUGUGGAGACUCAGGGUUGGAAGACAUUUCAAGGUCAUGUAGGUCAGAUAAUAUUUAUGUGUUCUUCACAAAAUCUGACAAGUGGUUAUUGAAUCUCUGUAUGAAGUCUCCGUUCUAGACUUCCCAAGUUUUUCCUUAUGUGGAACUGAAAUCUCUUCCACUAUACAGCAGUGUUUCAGAUGCCUGAACAUAACUGUGUUCUUUCUAAGCCAGAAACAAUUUUAUUCCUUCAGUCUAAAUUAUGAUAAUAUGAAUGGGAAAACAAACCCGACCCUGUGGAGGGUGUGGGGAGGGGCUAAGCUGCCCUAAGGAAGGGAGAGGCAGUGGCCCAGGAGGGGGCCACAGGCUUGGGAAAACGUCAGUAGAGGUCACUGAGAGGCAAUGGGGUAGAGUUAAAUGUAAGUCUCAGGCUCCUUAAAGAUAAGAGAUUUAAAUAUAAAAAGGAUAAUCCAGAUGGAAGGAAAAAGUGAGGCUGAAAGCAAAGCUACAUGAUAAGCAUCUAGAAAAAUAAUCCAGAUGGGACUGUGUGAAAGAGGACUUUUGUGUGUACUGUUAAGAUCAAUGCCGUUGGCUGAUUAAAAACAGCUAACACCACUUGAUAACUGUGCUAUCUAUUAUAGCAGUUGGAAAUAAAAGUAUAAUCAUUAGUGAUAUGUAUACAUUUACAUCCAGUCAAAACUGGGUUAGGAACAGGCUUCUGAAUUAUUAUUGGAAGCAUGAGAAAGGAGUACAACAGAUCUCUGAGCAGCUCCCAUCCCGUGAUGUGAAACGACUACCAAAGCUCUACGCACCACUCUGUCCCUGCUGCCCCGAGUCCUGGUGCGGCUGUCGACAGCAUGGAGAACUGUCAGUGCCAGGAUUUUGUUUAGCAAAACACUACAACUAUGUGCAAGGAGCUUUGGUUCAUCUGAGGACUUCCUAGUGUACAAUUAACUCUUAACACCCAUGCUUUGACCUCUUAUGCACCUGAUCUAAUGGGAACUACGAACCUAGUACGAGACAGACUCCUGAAAAAACUAAUUCUACCUGUGCCCCUCCCUCCCCCACUGCACUUACACCCACGGGCCGGUCUAACUUGGAGGCAGUGAGGGAAGCCAGGUUCCCUUCACCCCACCAGGAACCAAAUGUGCACGGGGUGAAAAAUGAGGUUUAGGUAGUGGAGAUAUUGAUGAAAAGUCAUGUGGAAGUUAAUUUAUUUUUAAUGGUUGAAUGAUUUAAAACAUUCUGUGGGAAUUCAGUUUAUUUCCCAUAUGAAAGUAACUAUAUUGUUUGAAAAAUGAAAUUCAUAAUUCUUAUAGAUUUGGACACUAACAAUAAGUAUAAACAAACAAAAAUCACCCCCAAAUUCAUUGUUUGGAAACAGUAUUUUGGUGAACAUUGACUUGUUUGCAUUAUAUUUUAGACAUUACAUGCUAUAUUAUUUUGUAAUGUUUUUGACUUAUUCUAGUAAAAUUAAUUUUCCCAUGUA
Molecule: messenger RNA, 3548 nt
Organism: Manis pentadactyla (Chinese pangolin)
Lineage: Eukaryota; Metazoa; Chordata; Mammalia; Pholidota; Manidae
Gene: SIAE
Product: sialic acid acetylesterase
Exons: 11
Coding region: 280-1734 (484 amino acids)
Biological process (GO): carbohydrate metabolic process
Molecular function (GO): sialate O-acetylesterase activity
Source: RefSeq, a predicted model, not a curated record